Molecule: messenger RNA, 585 nt
Organism: Botrytis fragariae
Lineage: Eukaryota; Fungi; Ascomycota; Leotiomycetes; Helotiales; Sclerotiniaceae
Exons: 2
Coding region: 1-585 (194 amino acids)
Source: RefSeq, a predicted model, not a curated record
AUGUCACGAACACACAAGCCUAGUACUGCUCUAGCCGAACGAAAUUCUAUAGAAGACUAUGAUUCGAUUCUGCUUCCCAUUUACACUUAUUUCGCAGAAUACCAAGAUCAUCGGAAGCGACUUCGCAUGAGACAGAUUUAUUGGAUUCCUACCAUUCAUGAUGAAUUGCAAGGCAAUGGAGUUGUAUUUCUGAGCAGAGUGCACAAACCGAUGGCCGAUGGAAAGACAUUUCCCAAACCAAAGGAAGGAUUGAGAACAAUGUUUCAUAUCAACUCAAGAAAUCGAAAUCGGCUUUUCGAAUUGAUAGAUAUAUUGUAUACUGGCAAAUCUAUUUGGAGCAAAAUGAGCGGAAGCCAUCAGGUCAGAAAAACUCAUUUGGCCUUUCUUGACCUUCUAAAGGAAGAGAAAGUUAUUGAGGAUAGCUAUGAAACCUCAAAACAAUACUUCGAGAAAGAUUUUGAAAAGGAAUGUAAAAAGAUGCGCGAGAAGAUGAACAAAAUCAAAGCCACACAGCCGAAAGACAUCAGUCCGAAUCAAAAAGAGGCGAAGAAAUCACACUCUGUACACCAUGUCAAAAUUAUAUAG